This is a messenger RNA of Closterium sp. NIES-67, 331 nucleotides long. The record is from the annotation of a GenBank genome assembly. Lineage: Eukaryota; Viridiplantae; Streptophyta; Zygnematophyceae; Desmidiales; Closteriaceae.
GUAUGCGACGUGACAUGUGUUGCUGUGGUUUGGAGGACUUAGUGGAAAAAGAAGAAGAAGAAGAAGAAGAAGAAGAAGAAGAAGAAGAAGAAGAAGAAGAAGAAGAAGAAGAAGAAGAAGAAGAAGAAGAAGAAGAAGAAGAAGAAGAAGAAGAAGAAGAAGAAGAAGAAGAAGAAGAAGAAGAAGAAGAAGAAGAAGAAGAAGGAGAAGAGAAAAACACACACACACACAUGAAGUCCUUUUCAGACCCUGUUUUUUUUCGGGCGGGUGCUCCAAAAUCGAGCGCCUAACUUUCACGGGCAAAUUGGGCCAAUAUACGGUUAACUCGUAG